GAAUCCGAAACUGUGGAAUAACAGCAAAGUUAGCAAAUGACGUUUCCGGUUUGAGUCAGUUUUUCGAGUUGGAAAUUGAGAAUGUAAUUUGAAACGCUGAUUACAUUAAGUUUCCAAUACGAACAUUAGCAUAGCUCCAUUUAGAAUAUUUCUCUUCCAUAGCUGCAAGUUUGAAAGAAUUUUAGAUCACCAGAAAUGAAUACUUCAAUAAAAGAACCAGGAGAGGUGUCUUACCCAAAGCUGAAUACUGAGAGUGAUACAACAUUAGAGAAACCAGAUCUAGAACAACUCAGACAUGAUAGAUUGGAAAGGAACAUAGAAGUUAUGAAGGCAUUUAACCCUGCAAUUACUAAAGUACUUUUUCCUGGAGAGAAGAAAGAAGAAAACUAUUUAGAGCACUGUGCAACAUGCAUACAAAGACAUUUCAGAGGCUAUCAGGGUAGAAAGAAAUAUGUUGAUCUACUUUACCAACAAUUUUCUCAGCAAGAACAAGAAAGAUUUGAAAAGAUCAUGCAGCAAACAGAAGAAGGAGAACUGUUAGUGGAAAAUCACCAGUUAGAAGUUUUGUUAGAUGAUAAUACUACAACAAGAAGAAACAGAGCUAGAAAAUAUAUAUCACAUGUAAUUACGAUUCAAAGAGCUUGGAGACGUUAUUGCAAUGCAAAUGACAAAAAACAAAUUGUUGAUUCAGAAGAAAAAGAUGGUGAUAGUGAAAAGAAUGUAAUGAAGGUGACACAUUCAAAUGAAGCUUUGUUAGAUCAAAUUCAAAGUGACAAAUUUUCUAGAGAAUCAACUCCUGAUGACAGACUUGCUAGGAAUUCACUUUCACCCUGUCGGAAUAUUUUGUUAAACAAAUUGAAAAGUGACACAGACACAGAUUCUGUUUCUUCAGACUAUAGUGUUGAAAUUUUAGCACCACUAAGAGAAUUUUCUGAUGUUCAUAUCUACGAAAAGAAUGAACUGACAGAUUCUUCUGUGAGUACAGAUAAGCUAGAACGCGGAGUUAGGGAAACGGAAGAAGACUUUAGCAGACGUGUUAGGAAGACAAAUUUGCUUAGUAUUGCACAAGAAUUUGCUGAACUUAAAAAAGUAAAUGCUGAAGCUUUACCUUUUGAUUUGCACAAAAGUCAAAAUUUAGUAGAAGAAACUUCUUCUAGUGAAUGUAGUUCAGCUACAAGUUCUAAGAAUCCAUCCCAAAUGAAUACUCCAUCAGAGGUCCGUAACAAUCCAUUUCAGGAUUUAUCAGCAACUAGUGAGACAAAAACCAAAGAUCUGAACAGCAAUUCUAUCAAAGAAAUGCUAAUGAAGGAACGCAAAAACAAGUCUUCUCCAAACCAAUCUCCAAAGAGGUCUGCUGUGAAUGGUCAGUUAAAACAAACAAUUGACAUAGAUGGACAGGAGGAUGACUUUGAUGUAUACAACAUUGAAACAGCCAUUCCUCAGAUGGAUUGGGAUACCCUAGAACAACAGCUUCAGCAGGCUUCAGAGUUUGAGAGGAGAAAGAAAGAGUCCCAGAAAAAUGAUCGUGAGGAAAUCCGUAGAAAGCUUGCUAUGGGACCUGUUGAGGAUGACUUUGAAAGUGAAAUGUUUAAGAAACCAGGUUUUUCAUCCAAAUUACAGACGGGUAUGAACUUACAGAUCUGCUUCAUGAACGAAUCUCAAGGGGACAAAGAUGAGACAACUGUGUCUUUACCUGAUGUGGUUCCUGUCAUUUCAGAGACAAAAUCGGAUGCUAAAUCUACAGAAGAUAGUAAAGGAGCAAUAAAUGAUAGAGAUGAGGAUUUCUUCAAGAAACAAGCAAGAUUACAACAAGAAGCUAAAAUAGCAUUAGCACAGGCUAGUACUAUGGCUCAUAUGCAAGUAGAAGUGGAAAAACAGAAAAAGAAGAAAUCCCCUGUAGCUGAUAUAAUUGGUCUGCCAUUUUCUAACCAUCAUAGAUAUGGUAAAUCUGUUUAUGAGAUGAAUGUAGGACAGUUACAGACACUUGUCAAUGACCUUCACACACAAAUAGAAAGUAAGUUGAAUGUAGGACAGUUACAGACACUGGUCAAUGACCUUCACACACAAAUAGAAAAUUUAAAUGAAGACUUGGUAAAACUGCUUAUGGAAAGAGAUGAUCUACAUAUGAUGCAGGAUUCUAAACUUGUAGAUAUAGAAGAUUUGACAAGGAGAGCUGAAGAAAAGGCAUACAGAAUUAACAAUAAACCACAGAAGGAAAAACUUUGACACUUAUUAAAAGUGUAAUCCAUGUCUUCCUGUCAUCUGACUUGCAAAGUAGUCUCCAUUGGACAUCAUGCAUCCAAUCAAAUGAUAGACCCACCACCAUGUGACUAUGUGCCUAGCAUGCAGGCAAUGUGAUUUUAUGUAUGCAAGAAGCUAUAAUCUAGAUGUGAUAAGAGAACAGGCAUAUGUUUAAAUUUGUCACAAAAACAAGGUGUUUUUUAUUAUUUAUUUUAUAAUAUGUGCCAAAGAUUACAGCAAGUUAUUGUAUGAAAUCCAUGUAUCUGCACCAAAAAUAAAAUAAUACCAGAAAAUAAUCAUGAAAUACACAGGAAAGUAUACCAAUUUCAUGCAGACUUUAUGAAAUGCUAUAAUCACUUUUUGUAACAACUUAAUAUAGAUUGAUUUAAAAAGAUUUUUACAAGAUAUACAAAUUUCUUAAAAUUUGUAUUGUAAAACAAUAAAGUUAUGCAUAGAAAUGAUGUCCAUUCUUUUCACUAUAUUUUUUAUUUCAUUAAUAAGAAGACAGUGGGAUGAUAUCCAUUUCUUUAUCAUCAUGUUAAAAGUGUAACAAUAUUACAAAUCAUGUGAAGGUUGUAAAAUUUACCAAUAUAUAAAUAUAUAUAUGUGAACAGUUAUAUUAUAAACUUUAGUUAUGAUGUAGUCUGUUUUGAUUUGGUGAAGUAAUAUUAAUAGUAUACAUGUUAUGAAUUAUGAAAAGUUUUUAUUAAUAUACAUUAGUUAUACAGUGGAUUUUUUUGUUAAUGUAAAAUAUCUCAAUGGUAUUAAUGAUUUGUUUUCUGACAUAAUUUUCAAUCUGCUGAUAUUUAAAAAAAAAUAGAAUCUCUUUUGCUUUCUAAGUUUAUUUUAUAUGCCCCAUUUAUGGGCAGUUUUGUUUUUACAGUCUGUGCAUCCCUUUGUUCUUCUGUCUUUUUUCCUUCAGGUUCAAUGUAGUUUUUUUGAAGAAGUUGAAGUCCAAUAAACUUGAAAAUGUGUACACAUGUUGCCUUUGAUAUGAUUUUUCUAAUUUAAAUGCCAAAUUAAGAGUUUUUACCCCAAUUUUACUGUGUACUUUGGACACAUUCUUAUUCACUAUUGUCUUCAUAAUAUUUCUCAAUUUUGUCUUCAUAAGGUACAUUAUUAUGAAAAAAAUGCAGGCCCUUCAGAUUAAAAGAAACCAUUUAUAGUUUGAAUAAAAGCAAAACUCAAUUUUAUCAAAAUAACAAUCAUUAUUACUUUAAAGUCCACCUUUGAUAUGAGCCUUGAUAUUUCUUUCAAAAUUUGAAUAAAAGGAAAUACUUUGGUAAAAGGGGACAGCUUGAGAGUUUCUUGGAAAUAUUUCUUAUCCUGAUUGUUGCUCAAAUAAAUAAUGUGAUUCAGACACUGAAGAGCAAACAUUAUUAACUGGCCUUAAUUUUACUUGAAUGCACUAAGUUGUGUAUUCGAAAAUGAAUAUUUCACAACAAACUAAAAAAAUAAAUAUCUUGUUGGCAUUAUUUUGCCAGAGGAACAAUUCAGGCUCUUAAUCACCUUCUGGUAUCUCUGAAUUGUGUAUUCCAUCAACUUAAGAUGAAAAAAAAUUGAUAAUCAUCAUAGGAAAAUAGAGAAAUUUAUACCUGAAUGGUUAAAAUUUCAUGUAAACGGACGCUAACAUACAUUUUAACUCAUUAUCAGUUAUCAUCUAAUUUUCAUGGAAAUGCAAGAAAAAAAGUACAUUAUAUGUUUGCAUUUACUAAAAUUUCAUCCAAAGUUUCGAAUUUCUUUUGAAAAUGGCAUUGUUUUAAAAGUUUGGACCAAAAGAUAUCUUAAAUGGUAUACAAUGGCAUAUAUUACUUGAUUGUGAGUUAUAUUUGAAAAUACGCAAUUUUACAUUUCUGAUGCAUUAUUUUUAGAAUGUUUUUAAAGUUCAUCCUUGAAUAUCAUUAGAAUUUUUACUUACAAUUUAUCCAUAGGAAUGAAAUAUUUUGUUUUCCUUUUUUCUCUACAAUUUUAUUUUGUAAAGAUCCAUAUAAAUAAGAGUUGUGUUGGAAACAUUUUUUUCCAGAUAAUUGUUUGAUAUGAAAAGAAUUGUGGCUGUGGCACUUAUAAAUGGAUAUCUUUACAUUGAUAUGAAAAUAAUUGUGACUGUGCCACUUAUAAAUGGGUAUCAUAACAUAUUUAUUUGAAAUAGUUAGAGAGUUUUAUAAUAUUUUUUACUCUAGUAAAUAGUCAUUUCAUUUAAUUAUGAAUCUAACAAAGUUGAAGUUGAGUAGCAACAGAUAUAUACAAUUUACAACAAGAUCUAACAAAAUUUCCAACAGAUAAUUUAGUUUUUUAGAAGUCAAGGCAUAAUGUUUGAAAUCCUUGCUCAGAUUCAAAUGUAAAUUGUAUUUGAAUUUAAUGGGUUUUUUUAUGAUAAUGUUUUUUGUUAAAUUUUCUCUUGAUAUAUUCCAUAUGUUAAAAUCAUGUAUUUGUUAUGAUAGACUGAAUAUCAUGUAUUGAUAAUAAACUGCAAUUUUGUUUUAUAAAAAA
Messenger RNA from Mytilus trossulus (common blue mussel), 4731 nucleotides. RefSeq names its product IQCJ-SCHIP1 readthrough transcript protein-like. Gene Ontology annotation, cellular component: cell junction; plasma membrane. The record is from RefSeq and is a predicted model, not a curated record. Gene Ontology annotation, biological process: positive regulation of hippo signaling. Gene Ontology annotation, molecular function: protein binding. NCBI's taxonomy places the organism in Eukaryota, Metazoa, Mollusca, Bivalvia, Mytilida, Mytilidae. The transcript is spliced from 13 exons. The coding region runs from base 196 to 2226 and encodes 676 amino acids.